AUUACCUCACAUAUUGAGAUGUCCAUACGCAACAUCUCUGAGAUUGAAAUUUCUACUUUCUAUUUAGUUGGGUUCCCAGGGUUGGAAUUUGCCAAUAUUUGGAUUUCUAUCCCCAUUUGUCUUGUGUACAUCAUUGCUAUCCUGGGAAACUGUACCAUCCUAUUUUUCAUAAAAACGGAACCUUCUUUGCAUGAGCCCAUGUACUAUUUCCUCUCCAUGUUGGCUCUCUCUGACCUAGGACUUUCCUUCUCUUCUCUCCCUACCAUGCUAAGGAUUUUCUUGUUCAAUGCUCCAGGAAUUUCUCUUGAUGCCUGCUUUGCCCAAGAGUUUUUCAUCCAUGGAUUCUCAGCUAUGGAGUCAUCUGUGCUUCUCAUUAUGUCUUUUGAUCGCUUCAUUGCAAUCUGCAACCCUCUGAGAUAUACCACCAUUCUUACCAGUGCCAGAGUCACCCAAAUUGGACUUGCCUUUUCUCUCAAAAAUUUUUUGUUGAUUCUUCCUUUUCCUAUCACUUUAAAACAUCUAAGAUAUUGUAAGAAGAACCUCCUGUCCCAUGCCUACUGCCUCCAUCAGGAUGUCAUGAAGCUGGCCUGCUCUGACAACAAGGUCAAUGUCAUCUAUGGCUUAUUUGUGGCUCUCUCAGGCAUCCUAGACAUAACAUUUAUUUUCAUGUCCUAUGUGAUGAUACUGAAAGCAGUGUUAAGCAUAGCAUCCCAAAAGGAAAGGUUCAAGGUCCUCAACACCUGUGUUUCCCACGUCUGUGCUGUGCUCAUCUUCUACGUGCCUAUUAUCUCCCUUUCUGUCAUCUACCGGUUAUCCAAACACAGUUCUCCAAUCAGCAGAAUCCUUAUGGCUGAUGUUUUCCUCCUGGUGCCUCCACUGAUGAACCCCAUUGUGUACUGUGUGAAGAGUCAGCAGAUAAGAAGCCUGAUUGUAGGGAAACUGUGCCAGAAGUAA
Lepus europaeus (European hare) is the source of this 954-nucleotide messenger RNA. Its product is annotated as olfactory receptor 51A4-like. The coding region runs from base 19 to 954 and encodes 311 amino acids. Gene Ontology annotation, biological process: G protein-coupled receptor signaling pathway. Gene Ontology annotation, molecular function: olfactory receptor activity; G protein-coupled receptor activity. The transcript has a single exon. NCBI's taxonomy places the organism in Eukaryota, Metazoa, Chordata, Mammalia, Lagomorpha, Leporidae. The record is from RefSeq and is a predicted model, not a curated record. Gene Ontology annotation, cellular component: membrane.